This is a messenger RNA of Impatiens glandulifera, 2287 nucleotides long. Its product is annotated as pentatricopeptide repeat-containing protein At5g21222-like. The coding region runs from base 254 to 2044 and encodes 596 amino acids. Gene Ontology annotation, molecular function: protein binding. The transcript is spliced from 4 exons. NCBI's taxonomy places the organism in Eukaryota, Viridiplantae, Streptophyta, Magnoliopsida, Ericales, Balsaminaceae. The record is from RefSeq and is a predicted model, not a curated record.
AUCAAAAAUCUUAAAAGUUCAUUCGGUAAUUUCUAUGGAUAAGAUUUUCUGACGACUCUUUUGUUUCUUCUUCUUCUUCCUCCUCCUCUGUCCACUCUUCUUCUUCAGCCAGCAAAUGCAAUUCAUGGAAACAACUGAAAGCAUUUAUAGCUUUCUGAUUCAAGAACCAGAGCAAAUUUCCCAAAAACAAAAAUUACUUUCAUUCUUAAUAAUCGGUUUUUGAGAGUGAGAUCGACCAGUUGUAGCCAAAGAAAUGCUGGGGGAGUUUAGCAAAGAGAGACCAAUUAAAACCAAUCACCACCGAAUUCAAGCUUCAUCAACUGCGGAAACAACCCAUCAAUCAGAAAAAAUUAACAAUACCCAGAUGCUGCAGCAAUCUCGUUGUCUGAUUUGCUUAGAGAACAAGAGUUGUUCAAGAGUUCGUUCAAGAACAAAGUUAAUGAACGUUCUAAUCGAAAGUGGUAAGCCAGAAGAAGUGCACUUAAUCUUCAAUGGUUUAAUAGAAGAAGGCCAUAUACCAACACUAGUAACAUACACAACCAUCUUAACCGCUCUAACCUUACAAAAGCGUUUCAAAUCAAUCCCAUCUCUCAUUUCCAAAGUCGAACAAAACAACAUCAAACCAGACUCAAUCUUCUUCAACGCAAUGAUCAAUGCCUUCUCUGAAGCAGGAAAAGUUACAGAAGCCAUGAAAAUCUUUAGAAAAAUGAAAGAUAGUGGCUGCAAACCCACAACCAGUACUUUCAACACAUUGAUUAAAGGAUUCGGAAUCAUUGGUAAGCCAGAAGAUUCGAUGAAGCUACUUGAAUUAAUGUCUCAUGAAGAAAAUGUUAAACCAAAUGAUAGAACCUUCAAUAUAUUGGUUCAAACUUGGUGUAAGAAGAACAAUGUUAAUGAAGCUUGGAAUGUGGUUUAUAGAAUGGUUGAUUUUGGUGUUAAACCAGAUGUUGUUACUUAUAAUACUUUAGCCAAGGCUUAUGCGCAGAAUGGGGAAACCAAUCAAGCAGAGGGAAUGAUAUUCGAUAUGAAGAACAAUAAGGUUGUACCAAAUCAAAGAACUUGUGGAAUCAUCAUUAAUGGAUACUGUCAAGAGGGUAAUAUGAUGGAUGCUUUGCGGUUUGUUUAUAGGAUGAAAGAAUUUGGAUGUCGUCCCAAUCUUAUCAUCUUUAAUUCUCUCAUCAAAGGAUUUCUUGACAUUAUGGAUACAGAUGGAGUCGACGAGACAUUGACAUUGAUGGAAGAAUAUGGUGUAAAACCAGAUGUGGUAACAUUCAGCACAAUCAUGAACGCUUGGAGUUCACAAGGACAAAUGGAGAAAUGUCAAGACAUUUUCCAAGACAUGGUGAAGACUCGAAUAGAACCCGACAUUCAUGUUUUCAGCAUUCUGGCAAAAGGAUACGUUCGAUCAGGAUCACCAGCUGAAGCAGAAGCUGUUCUCAAGACAAUGAAACAAUACUCUGUUCGUCCAAACGUUGUCAUCUUCACAACAAUCAUCAGUGGAUGGUGCAGUGCAGGGGAAAUGGAAUACGCUAUGAGAAUCUACGAAAGAAUGUGCCAACUUGACAUCUCCCCGAAUUUGAAAACAUUUGAAACUCUUAUAUGGGGAUUUGGAGAAGCUAAACAGCCAUGGAAGGCUGAAGAGUUGAUUCAGGUUAUGGAAGAAAAGGGUUUUAAGCCUGAGAAGAAAACAAUUCAGUUAGUUGUUGAUGCGUGGCGUUCUAUCGGGUUAGUUGAUGAAGCCAAGAGGAUUUCACAAGAUGAAGAAGAGUAUAAUAUAGAAGCUUCUUAUUCAAAUGUCUUGCAAAUACCAACAACUAUGUCUUCAAGUAAUAAUGGGAGGAGCCAUAUGGUUAUAAAUUAUUAUGGAAUCCAAUCUGAAAGUGUUAGCAUCAAAAUGAAGCUUCGAAAUCAUAACCUCAGCUGGGGGCGAAGAUCGUUAACUACACAACCGCAGCCCAAAACUUGCAAAUUGCAGUCUUGUGUUAUUUACAGGCCUCAUGUAAAUUCUUCAUCUUCUUCUUCUGGAGUGGUGAUCUGGAACUGAUAUGGAUCGAACCGAUAAAUGUUUUUAAGGUAAGGUGUACAUAUAUAUCAUGGGAAUAUCUUGUUGUAAUAUAAACUUUGUUGGAUUUGGUUAUGUUAUGGAUCAAUCAUUUAUAAUACAAUUAUUGUAAAAACCCUGAAUUCUCAAAAUUAAGUAGCCUAACAUAAACCUUAAAUAAUUGAACACCUCUGUUUUUAUGUUUCAUUUGGGCUAUAUAAAAAUUUGGAUAGAUUGGUUCAACUU